Tribolium madens (black flour beetle) is the source of this 2404-nucleotide messenger RNA. RefSeq names its product protein O-mannosyl-transferase 2 (gene twisted). Lineage: Eukaryota; Metazoa; Arthropoda; Insecta; Coleoptera; Tenebrionidae. The transcript has 11 exons. The record is from RefSeq and is a predicted model, not a curated record. Bases 267 to 2351 code for a protein of 694 amino acids. Gene Ontology annotation, cellular component: endoplasmic reticulum; membrane. Gene Ontology annotation, biological process: protein O-linked glycosylation via mannose. Gene Ontology annotation, molecular function: dolichyl-phosphate-mannose-protein mannosyltransferase activity.
GUUUGACAUUUUUAAAUGAAAUGAGGUUAUGUUAUUGUUUAUGGUUUAAAUUCGUUUUUAUUUGAUUUUUCUUUCACUGCACCCAUUAUUUUGCGUUAACAGACAACAAAAGUGUUUUGAAUUAAAUCGUGAAGCAGAUAUAGAAGUAAUUUAUGAAGUGCCUUGUUGGCUACUUUCUCUUCAUGGAGACAUAACGUGUCCAGUAGUACCGUUAUUGCAUUAUUCGUCUUGAGUGUAGUAUGCUCACAUCAUGAAUUAUCGUGAAAAUGGCUCAAAAAGGUGCAAAUUUACAAAAAAGUUUUUGGUGGUUAAUUUUUGGUAUUAUUUGUGUUUUAACUGUAACAACGAGGUUUUAUAAAAUAGCAGAACCGGACCAUGUCUGCUGGGAUGAGACCCAUUUUGGAAAAAUGGGCAGUUGGUAUAUCAAUAGAACUUUCUUUUUUGAUGUACAUCCGCCUCUCGGCAAAAUGUUAAUAGGACUUUCUGGUUAUUUAACUGGUUAUGAUGGUACGUUUGCGUUUGACAAACCAGGUGAUAAAUACGAAAAUACUAGUUACGUUGGAAUGCGUGUGUUUUGUACAGCUUUGGGGGCCACUUUGGUCCCAAUGUCAUUUCUGGCAGUUGAUGAGAUGACCCAAUCAAUCACAGCAGCCACUUUUGCAUCUCUUUUGAUACUUUUUGAUGUGGGACUUCUUACUCUAACCCAAUACAUACUUCUGGACCCCAUUUUAUUAUGUUUUAUCAUGGGUUCAGUUUUGGGGGCUGUGAAAGUUUCAUCACCCAGAAUCACAGAAUUUACAGCGACUUGGUGGGUUUGGUUGAUUUUUACGGGGACCAUGUUGGCGUGUUGUAUAUCUGUGAAAUUUGUGGGACUCUUCGUGGUACUACUAGUGGGGCUUAUGACCAUUGCUGAUUUAUGGAAUAUUUUAGAAAAUAUGUCACGACCAGUGAUGGAUACAGUUAAGCAUUUAUUAGCAAGAGGAAUUUGCCUGAUCGUUUGGCCUAUACUCCUUUAUAUAACUUUCUUCUACAUACAUUUAACAGUAUUAAACAGAAGCGGAAAUGGUGAUGGCUUCUACAGUUCUGCGUUUCAGUCUCAAUUAAUAGGAAACAGUCUCCAUAAUGCAAGUAUGCCCCGCCAAGUGGCUUACGGGGCUAUAAUCACACUAAAAAACCACCGGACCGGUGGGGGGUACCUACAUUCCCAUUACCAUCUAUAUCCAGAAAAUGUUGGAGCUAGACAACAACAGAUCACCACUUACACCCACAAAGACGAUAACAACAAGUGGUUGAUCAAAAAAUACAACACUGAAGACACUUCCGGCAUUACAAUCGUCCGCAGUGGCGAUUUAAUCCGUCUAGAACACGUCCCAACCAGACGCAACCUCCAUUCGCACAAAGAACAAGCCCCCAUCACCAAAAAGCACUACCAAGUGACCGGUUAUGGCGAAAACGGAACUGGAGACGCUAACGACGUCUGGAAAAUCAGUGUUAUCGGGGCCAAAGACGGCAGUGAAGUUACUGCAGUCAGCAGCAAAUUAAAAUUCGUCCAUUAUUUACAAUCUUGCGUUCUAACAACAAGUGGCAAACAACUCCCGAAAUGGGCAUACGAGCAACAGGAGGUUUCGUGCAACCCAAAUCUCAGAGAUCCUCACGGUGUGUGGAACGUCGAGGAGAAUAUUUUUGAAAAAUUGCCAAAUGUGAGUUUCGAAGUGUAUGCGCCAAGUUUUUUUGAACGGUUUCUCGAGUCUCACGCUGUGAUGUUUCAAGGGAAUGCCGGGUUGAAGCCGAAAGAAGGGGAAAUCACAUCGAGGCCGUGGCAGUGGCCUAUUAAUUACAGAGGCCAAUUCUUCUCUGGUUCUAGUUACAGGGUGUAUUUAUUAGGAAAUCCGGUCAUUUGGUGGGCCAAUUUAAUUUUCCUGUUAGUAUUCGUAUUUGUUUUUGGAGCUAAUGCGAUUCGGCAACAGCGAGGUUACAUAAAAUCAUUUUCUGAGUCUCACAAUGAGAAAUUGGUGGCUUGCGCGUGGCUGUUUUUGGGGUGGCUUUUACAUUAUGUGCCGUUUUGGGCAAUGGGACGCGUUUUGUACUUCCAUCAUUAUUUUCCGGCAUUACUUUUUAGUUCAAUGGUUACAGGUAUCAUCAUUGAUUAUUUAUUGGAAGAGAUACCAAAUUUUUUUGGAGAAAAGACUGGCAAUGUUGUUUAUCACACAUUGGUGGCGUUGGUGUUGUCCACAGUGGUUUAUAGCUUUUAUUUGUUUUCGCCAUUAACAUAUGGAAUGAGCGGUUCCAAUGCCAACGAGCCCAAUUCUACCAUGUAUGGGCUGAAAUGGUUGGAUACGUGGGAAUUUUAAUGAUUUUAUACAGAAUUUUGUAUUUUUCAAUAUUAAAAAUUAUUAUCCAGUAA